Dichotomopilus funicola is the source of this 1008-nucleotide messenger RNA. RefSeq lists its product as uncharacterized. The record is from RefSeq and is a predicted model, not a curated record. Bases 1 to 1008 code for a protein of 335 amino acids. The transcript has a single exon. Lineage: Eukaryota; Fungi; Ascomycota; Sordariomycetes; Sordariales; Chaetomiaceae.
AUGGGCAAGGGAGGAAAGAAAGUAGACAAGGUCACGCUCAGCAAAAAGGACAAAAAUAAGAUGCAAGUGUACCUCGACGCCGCGAACCCGGCACAAAUCUCGGUUCCGCAAUGGGGCAUCGGGUUGUGGCAAAAUUCGCACGGCGAAGGGCGGUCGACCUCGACGCUCACGUUUCACAUUGGAUUCCUCUACGCGACAGACACGGGGUGCUUCUGGACCUGCAUUCUCCUCAAGGACGGAAAGCGCCACAAACCGGUGGCAGGCACCCUUGUCAACUGGGGCACCGAGCAGCCGAGUCCGAGUGACGUCCUGGAGUAUUACAAAAACGCUCAGUUCCCGCUACCGGACCCAGACUCUGAGCCCAGCGAGUCCGGCUGGGGAGGAGGCGCUGGCGGUGCCGGCGGUGCCGGCGGGUCAUCAUCCGGUGGCAGCGCCUGGAAGAAGGAUGUUAAGCCCGACGGCAACGGCGGAUACUACUACUUCGACCCAGACUACCAAUGGAUCCCAUGCGAUGCUUCGGGCAACGAGAUCUACUACGAUGCUGCCGAAGGCCACCGGACCAGCAGCCCUCGCCACAUCAAAGCCGUCUUUGGUCCUUCUGGCAACACCUACUACUACUCGGGAGGCAAAAAGAUGGCCUGCACACUGCGCUCUGAGAAGGCGGGGAACAUGAACCGGCUUGUGUUCGUUGACGCCCAGGGCAAAAAGUGGCAGGCCCAUUACGAAACCCCCAGCAAGGGGCCUGCGUCGGCGGCGAAGACCAACCAGCAGCAGUCAUCGGUAUCUCUGGCCGCUCGCCCUGCUCCCGCUCGCCCUCCUUCGACUCGCCCUGAUCCCGCUCGCGCUGUUUCCACUCGCCCUGCUCUCGCUCCACCUGCUCAGGCUCUCCGUGCGCCGGCUCACCGAGCUCCCGCCCUCCGUCCUACAGCGACUGCGUCUCCCGGCAACCGUUCCAACACUUCUCUCAAUUCUCAGAGCAACGUUCGUCACCAACCUCGAGUAGUCUAA